AUGGCUGUGAAAACUCACUUUACAGAUGUAGAAAAUGAUACACCAACAGAAUCAAAUAUCCCCUCAAGGGAUGGACGCUGGAAGUAUCCUUCCCAGAAACAGUUUUACAAUGCAACAACCAGAAACGGGAACAAAGUUAACAGGAAACUAAUUCCUCACAUUGUCCAAAUUCAUAACCAAGUUAAUGAGGAAGCUUGGCGCAGAGUGCUAGAAUAUGAAGACUUUCAUGACUGUGCCAAUCCAUUUUUAUCGCAUUUUUCUAACAAUAAGAAAAAGCUAUCGGUUAAAGCCAGGGUUCGCGGAUGGAUUGGCUACGAUCCGCCAUUUGACAGGCACGAUUGGUUGGUGGAACGGUGCGGUACCCAAAUCAGAUAUAUUAUUGAUUUUUACAAGGGUGUGCCCAGUAAGAAUAUGCAAAUUGACUCUGGAAACAAUGAUAUAAAUGACGAAAUUAGUAUCUAUAUGGAUGUUAGACCCGCGCCUACGAUCGGUGGAAUUAUUGAUAGGUUGAGGAUGAGUUAUAAAAAAAAAAUUCGGUCCUAG
Molecule: messenger RNA, 543 nt
Organism: Babesia microti strain RI
Lineage: Eukaryota; Apicomplexa; Aconoidasida; Piroplasmida; Babesiidae
Product: cytochrome c heme-lyase
Exons: 2
Coding region: 1-543 (180 amino acids)
Biological process (GO): cytochrome c-heme linkage
Cellular component (GO): mitochondrion
Molecular function (GO): holocytochrome-c synthase activity
Source: RefSeq, a predicted model, not a curated record